AUGCCCUUUGAUGCUUUGGUAUCAAGCCAAAAAGAUAAUUCCAAUCACCAGAACAUAACUCCAAUAUCGAAAUCUGUCCUUUUGGCUCCUCACUCUAAUCAUCCGGUAAUUGAAAUUGCUACGUACUCAGAAACUGAUGUUUACGAAUGCUAUAUACGAGGGUUUGAAACUAAAAUAGUAAUGAGAAGAACUAAAGACGAUUGGAUCAACAUUACGCAAGUAUUCAAAAUUGCUCAAUUUUCAAAGACAAAAAGAACUAAAAUAUUAGAAAAAGAGUCAAAUGAUAUGCAGCAUGAAAAAGUUCAAGGUGGGUAUGGUAGAUUUCAAGGUACUUGGAUUCCAUUAAAUUCGGCAAAGUUUUUGGUCAACAAAUAUGAAAUAAUUGACCCUGUGGUGAAUUCUAUUUUAACUUUCAAAUUUGAUCCAAGCAAUCCUCCUCCCAAGAGAAGCAAAAAUAGUAUAUUAAGGAAGACUUCGCCAGGAACUAAGAUAACGUCGCCAUCGAGCUAUAAUAAAACUCCGAGGAAAAAGAAUAAUAACACAUCAACAUCAACAUCAACUGCAAACAAAAAGGGUAAGAAAAAUGCCGCGAUAAACCAACCGAAUCCAAGUCCUUUACAAAACCUUGUUUUCCAAACCCCUCAACAGUUUCAAGCAAAUUCAUCAAUAAGUAUAAUGAACAAUAACGAUAGCAAUGCCUUGAUGAAUCUCAACAAUGAUACAAGACACAAUUUAAUAAAUAAUAUCACAAAUAACAACAGCAGUCAAUCUACGAUAAUUCAUCAACAAAAAACCGGGCACGAAAACUCUUUCAGUAACAGUUAUUCCGCUACUCAAAAGCCUUUACAGUUUUUCCCCAUUCCCACAAAUUUGCAAAACAAAAAUAUUAUUCAGAACAAUAGUACUGGCAAUGGCAGGAAUAAUUAUAGCAGUAACAUUGAUAAUGAUAUCAGUAACAGUAAUAGUAGUAAUAGUAACUUGAUAAUAGUACCGGAUGGUCCUAUGCAAAGUCAACAACAGCAUAAUGAGUAUAUGACAAAUAAUUUCAACCAUCCCAUGAUGGACUCCAAUACAAAUGGUAAUAGUAAAAAAAAAAGAAAGAAACUCAAUCAAUCUAAUGAACAACAAUUUUACAACCAACAAGAAAGAAUACAAAGACACUUCAAGUUAAUGAAACAACCCUUACUUUGGCAAUCAUUUCAGAAUCCGAAUGACCAUCAUAACGAGUACGGUGACAAUAAUGGCAACAAUAAUAACACCGCAGUUUCCAAUGGCUCCUCCAUUGAAGUCUUUUCAUCAAACGAAAAUGACAACGGUAUGAAUAUGUCUUCGCGAUCUAUGACGCCCUUCAGUGCAGGAAACAUUUCAUCCCAAACUAAAUUGGAAAAUAAAAUGACGGAUCAAGAAUACAAGCAAACAAUAUUGACGAUAUUAUCAUCAGAAAGAUCUUCCGAUGUUGAUCAAGCCUUGUUGGCUACACUGUAUCCGACGCCCAGAAAUUUCAACAUAAAUUUCGAAAUUGACGAUCAAGGCCACACUCCACUACAUUGGGCUACGGCUAUGGCAAAUAUUCCUCUAAUUAAAAUGCUGAUUACCUUGAAUGCUAAUGCAUUACAAUGUAAUAAGCUGGGUUUUAAUUGCAUCACAAAAUCGAUCUUCUAUAAUAACUGUUAUAAAGAGAAUGCUUUUGAUGAAAUAAUAACCAUCUUGAAGAUCUGUCUUAUAACUCCUGAUGCAAAUGGAAGAUUGCCAUUUCAUUACUUGAUUGAACUGAGCGUGAAUAAAUCCAAAAAUCCAAUGAUAAUAAAGUCCUACAUGGAUUCAAUAAUAUUGAGCCUUGGUCAGCAAGAUUACAAUCUGCUAAAGAUCUGCUUAAAUUAUCAAGAUAAUAUAGGAAACACUCCAUUGCAUCUAUCUGCUUUGAAUUUGAACUUCGAAGUUUAUAAUAGAUUAGUGUACCUUGGCGCAUCAACGGAUAUUUUGAACUUAGAUAACGAGUCGCCUGCAUCGAUAAUGAAUAAAUUUAAUUCUACUGCCAACGGGACCAACGAUAAUGAGGAUGCAAUAAAUCAAAAAAGGCUUCAAAAUCUUCCUCAAAAGAGCCACUAUCAGCAACAGCAACAGCAACAGCGACAACAACCGCAUUCGCAUUCAAGAGAGCUGCCGCAACGACAAAAUAACGUCAAGAUUCCGAAAAUCAUAAAAACUCAACAUCAUGAUAUAGAAGAUUCUGCUCCAGAUGAUACCUUAACUAAGCCGGAUCCGGAGGUAAGUGAAAGCCAAUAUCUACAUUCCAACCAGCCAAAUUCUACCAACAUGAACACUAUAAUAGACGACUUAUCCAACAUCAAUUCUUUUGUCACCUCGUCGGUUAUCAAGUCUACACCGUCCAAAAUUCUUGAAAACUCUCCCAUUCUGUAUAGAAGAGUCUCACAGUCAGCAUCAAAUGAUGAAGAAAACGGGAAGAAUCAGGAGGAUCAAAUUGAAAAGAAAAUAGAUCCCUUGAAUGGUGCAAAAACCACUAUUCCAUUGUUAGAAUCACCCUCUACAUUAUUACCAAUACAGAUUUCGCCGUUAAGAAAGUAUUCCAAACCGCUUUCACGACAAAUCGAUAAACUGAAUGCAAAAAUCUAUACAAUGCAAAGGCUAAUGGGAGAAGAAAUCAAAAAUCUGGACCACGAAACAAUCGAAACAGAGUCAUCCAUUUCUAAUACUAAUAAAAGAUUACUCAAAAUAUCACAUCAAAUAGAGGAUGCUUUUGAUUCUGUAUCGAACAAAAGUUCCAUAAAUUCAGUAUCAGAUUUACAAUCAAGGAUUGAAGAAACGUCCUCAAAGUUAAACUCCGGGAGGGAAAAUUUCAUUCAAAGCCUGGAAAAGUCUCAAGCAUUAAAAUUGGCAACGAUUGUUCAGGAUGAAGAAUCAAAGGUUGACAUAGAUCACAAUUCAAGAUCACACCUAGAAAAAAAUGAAGAGCCAACUCCAACUUCCAAGUCAGGUUCAUCAUCUCCUAAUAAUGCCAAAGCGGGAACCGAAUUAUCUAAUGAUGUACAAGAUUCAUGCGAUAAAAAUGAGAUGUUGAAGCUGGCCACUGAAUUGACGCUUUUACAAUUCAAAAGGAGGAUGACAACACUAAGAAUAAGCGAAGCAAGGAGCAAAGUCAAUUCAUCGACAAAAUUAGAUAAAUAUAGGAACCUAAUCGGUAUCACCAUUGAAAACAUUGAUUCAAAAAUAGACGAUAUUGAAAAGGACUUGAGAGCAAAUGCAUAA
Messenger RNA from Saccharomyces kudriavzevii IFO 1802, 3267 nucleotides. RefSeq names its product SBF complex DNA-binding subunit SWI4 (gene SWI4). Gene Ontology annotation, cellular component: MBF transcription complex; SBF transcription complex. The coding region runs from base 1 to 3267 and encodes 1088 amino acids. Lineage: Eukaryota; Fungi; Ascomycota; Saccharomycetes; Saccharomycetales; Saccharomycetaceae. The record is from RefSeq and is a predicted model, not a curated record. Gene Ontology annotation, molecular function: protein binding; transcription regulator activity; DNA binding. The transcript has a single exon.